This is a messenger RNA of Pseudophryne corroboree (corroboree frog), 1514 nucleotides long. It is a transcript of the gene CNEP1R1, whose product is annotated as CTD nuclear envelope phosphatase 1 regulatory subunit 1. The record is from RefSeq and is a predicted model, not a curated record. Gene Ontology annotation, cellular component: Nem1-Spo7 phosphatase complex; cytoplasm. Lineage: Eukaryota; Metazoa; Chordata; Amphibia; Anura; Myobatrachidae. Bases 204 to 614 code for a protein of 136 amino acids. The transcript has 6 exons.
CUUAUCCCCAUUAUACCGGGGCUCCUGCAGGCAGACUGUGUACGCGGGAACUCGGGGAGUAUAAUAAGGCUGUGUGCGGGUGCCGGGCACUGAGAGAAACAGCAAGAAGUCCGUAACGCGCUCCCGGUAACUGUGCCCCAGAUUCCCUGUCCUCUCUCCCGGAUCCCUGACUAACUGCCGACGGAGAAUAGCUUUGGCUCUGCAUGUGCAUGUCAAAUGUCACCAGCGGUACCCAUUGUAGGAGCUUUUCCAGGUCUAGCAAUCUGAAAGCUUUUGAGAGAAGACUUACUGAAUAUGUAUCGUGUUUACAGCCCGCUACUGGACGCUGGAGAAUGAUUCUCAUUGUAGUAUCUGUUUGUACCACAACUGGUGCAUGGAACUGGCUAAUAGACCCAGACACACAGAAGGUAUCUUUCUUCACAUCUUUGUGGAAUCACCCGUUCUUUACCAUUAGCUGCAUAACGCUAAUAGGUCUGUUUUUUGCUGGUAUACACAAAAGAGUGGUGGCCCCAUCAAUAAUAGCAGCACGAUGUCGAACAGUACUGGCGGAAUACAACAUGUCAUGUGAUGAUACGGGCAAAUUAAUUCUGAAGCCAAGGCCGUACGUCCAAUGAUGUUUUCUAUCCUCUCAUCACUUAUGUCCAUAAAGGUUUCUAUUUAAAUUAAUCUUGAACAGUGUUUUAAAGUUUUGCUUUGAAGAUGUCUUACCGAAGGCAAACAGAUGUAUCAUCUAGAUCCUCUUCCUCAGAAGUGAACUGAAACUGAAUUUCUGCGCUGGCAUAUUUUGCCUAGAGGACAAAAACAGUUUUUUCAAGUACUUUAAGACCGCAAUAACAGACUGAUGAAACAAUUUCUCUUAGAAGUGCUGCCCUAUUAAACAGUACUCACGCCAUCCUUUUUCCCUGGGUCGUGUGAUGGCAAGAGGUAUUGUCCAUGUUGUACCAUGAGAGGUAUGUGUGAAAGAACUAUUGGCGGGUGCAGCCCCUGGAGUGUGCUAAAAGCAUUCAUCCUUUCUACCUUUUUCAAUUUGCUGUUUUUGUCAUUUGGGUUUUUUUCUUUUUUGGUGGGGGGGGGAAUUGUGUUGGGGUGUGUUUUUUUUUUUUUUUUUUUUGCGUUUCAUAUUUAUUUAUUUUUUGUGCGAGAUAGGUGUGAAAUAUCGGUUGUCCGUUAUACACCAUGGACUGGUUUUGUACUAUCCACUCAGGAUGCCCUCUAGCCUGUCCAGAUGUCUGCAUUGGAUGGUACAUUUAUUUGACAGGCAAACUGUUGUCUCACUGGUUACACAAUGAAAUCGUUAAUCAGCAUUCUCUUUUGUAUUAUAUAGUUAUUUCUAAUAAGAAAGUUGGUCUCAAGUGUGACUAUAUAUAACUUUGUUUCCUCUGUUCUCCUGAAUAUUCCUCUUUCAGUCAGUACUUCUGUUCCCUCUGCUGUGGUUCUGUCUCACCACUGUGCCAGCAGGGAGUGCACUGAAUAUUCUGCCAGCAGUGCAUUAAAUAUUUUAAAUGUGUAGUUCA